AUGCUCACUCGAUGGCCUAGCAAGAAACUCGCCCCGGAGGCAAGAAAACGGCUUUUCGGUAAAUUCACACAACCACGCAAGGGAAGAAAGGCCAAGGUAGAUCCAGUCGCCAAGGAGGAGGACGCCAAACAAUCCAAGAAAGCUCGCACCAAGAAGGAGAGCGCAGAGAAAACACAGUCUAAAAGGCUAACCGAUCCGUCUUACAUUUAUGUCGGAAACCUUCGGUCUGGCAUCACCCAAGAACGUCUUCAAUUCGCCUUUACCAAGUUUGGCCCCAUCAAACAAACUUUGAUUCGGGUUAGUAUGGGAUGUGCAGUCACGAAUGUUCCAGCCCAAGUGCGAGGGCCUCGCGAUCGUCGGUACGCGACCAUAGACUUCUUCAGCCCGAUUGCGGCGAGAAAGGCCCUCGUCAUGAAUGGAACAAUCCUAGACGGAUGCCAGCUGGUGGUCACUCUGUCAGCUGCUGACCUUCCAGAAGUACGAGACAUGGUGAACCAACGACUGUCAACAAUGCGUGCACAUUUGACGCCCGAAACUGCGCAAGGUGGCAAAUCGACGCCUUUGACCCUGCAACCCACGGAGCGAUUUCACGACUUUGGCGAAGCCCAGAGCGAUCGCCACAAUAUUUUUGGCCUCUCCUUUACUAAAUGCGUGGCAUGA
Laccaria bicolor S238N-H82 is the source of this 660-nucleotide messenger RNA. RefSeq lists its product as uncharacterized. The coding region runs from base 1 to 660 and encodes 219 amino acids. Lineage: Eukaryota; Fungi; Basidiomycota; Agaricomycetes; Agaricales; Hydnangiaceae. Gene Ontology annotation, molecular function: RNA binding. The record is from RefSeq and is a predicted model, not a curated record. The transcript has 6 exons.